Macadamia integrifolia is the source of this 1340-nucleotide messenger RNA. Its product is annotated as peptidyl-prolyl cis-trans isomerase CYP26-2, chloroplastic. The transcript has 2 exons. The record is from RefSeq and is a predicted model, not a curated record. Gene Ontology annotation, biological process: protein peptidyl-prolyl isomerization. Lineage: Eukaryota; Viridiplantae; Streptophyta; Magnoliopsida; Proteales; Proteaceae. Bases 104 to 1156 code for a protein of 350 amino acids. Gene Ontology annotation, molecular function: peptidyl-prolyl cis-trans isomerase activity. Gene Ontology annotation, cellular component: chloroplast.
UUGGCUUCAGAUCUUUCUUAUCCACAAUCUCUCUCUCUCUCUCUCUAAGAGGAAGAAGCAGAUUGACAGUUGAAGAGGCAGAGAACCCAACUAGCACUUGAAAAUGUGGCAAAAUCCACAAAGUCUGCAAUCAUCAGCAUCAUCAUCAUCAUCCUAUCGAAUCCUUGAAACCCCACCAUGGUUACCACUGCGUCGUCCACAGAUCCAGGUCAUCUCAAUGCAUCAUUCUACUACACCCACAUCUACAUCUCCUCCCACAUCCAAACAACACUGCAGGCUCUCUCGCAGGGACAUAGCAAUUCGCAGUGGCUCUUCCUCACUUCUUCUCUUGUGGACUCAAACCAUUGAACCAUUCUUGCCAUCUAUGGCAUGGGCUGAAGAUAAUCCUUCUGAAGGUAACCCUUCUGAAGAUAACCCUUCAAUUGCUAAUCAAGGAGAAAGUAAUUUGAAAAUCAAUGGCUGCAAGGACAGAACCCCUACACAGCGGGCCUUCAUCGAUGUUUCCAUCGAUGGACAGCCAAUGGGACGCAUUGUAAUUGGACUUUAUGGGGCUGAUGUACCUACAGGUACCACCAGGUUUUCCAAACUUGUAAGUGGAGCUGCAGGUAUCAGUUACAGGAGAAAGGAGUUUGUUAAGAUCAUGCCCAACUACAUUCAGCAUGGAGGGUUAAGAUCAUAUGGUGUGGAUGUUGAACUUGCAAAGAAUACUGGUAGUGAAAUGGCUGUAGAUAGUCUCCUCAAUGAAUGGGAGAGGGUGUAUAAGGAAUGUCCAGGGACCAAGAAUUUGGCUAGGUCUGUGAGCAUUGUAGUCAGGGAUCCAUCAAAACCACCACCAAAGUUGAAGCUCAUUGCGCGGAAAGGGAAAUUAGAGAUUGAUCAAGAGGAAGUUGGGGUUGAUCCUAAUGGGACUGAGUUUGUGAUCACCACUAGAGAUGCUCCAGAACUUGAUGCCUCUUCACUGGUUGUUGGCAGAGUCUUAGAUGGGAUGGAUGUUGUGGAGAGAAUAGCUGGUGUGAAGACUGUGCAAGAGAACACUGGCUCCCCCUACUUCAGGGUGGCCAAGUUGAUUGGAGAUAAGAGAGCUGUUGUUGCAGAGAGAGGCUUCAAUCGACCAUAUGCGAAGAUUGUUGUCACUAAUUGUGGCUUAAUUGAUUAAGCAUUCCAAUCUUACAUUUUUUUUUUCUCAGUACUCUAUUUUUUUUUUUUUUUUUUUUUGAGAGAGGAGAGUGAGAGAGAGAGAGAGAGAGAGAGAGAGAGAGAGGUCUGUGAUGCAGAAUGGCAUAGCUGUUGAGAUUACAAAACCAAGCAGAAUAAUACAUUGUCUCACAUUGCUUUCAUUA